AAACAGCAAGAACAAUCACUGCAAACACAAACUUCACCUAUUUUAACAUCCUUAACACUGUCUGUCCAAAACUGACAAACAAACCAUUUCAUCCUACACUCCCUCCCUCCCUCCACAAAUGUUGGAGCAAAAAUUCCUCACCACCACCUCGGCCACCGUCCGGUCCGCGGUCUCGUGGCCGCGGACAUGCGACACGUGCCGCUCGGCUCCAUGCGCGGUAUUCUGCCGCGCAGACUCGGCGUACUUAUGCGCUGGAUGCGACUCACGCAUCCACGCAGCAAACCGUGUCGCCUCGAGGCACGAACGCGUCUGGGUCUGCGAGGCCUGCGAGCGUGCCCCGGCGGCUUUUCUUUGUAAAGCCGACGCCGCCUCUCUUUGCUCCUCGUGUGACGCUGAUAUUCACUCCGCUAACCCUCUCGCCAGCCGUCACCAGCGCGUCCCGAUUCUUCCGAUUUCGGGGUACCUUUACGGUCCUCCGACGACCCUUUUAGGCGCUGACGACGAAGGGUUUGUCCGCGGAGGCGGUGAGGCGGAGGAAGAGGAGGAGGAAGGUGUUGACAUGGAAGAUGAAAAUGAAGCAGCUUCAUGGCUUUUGUUGAAUCCUAUGAAAAACAACAAUAACAAUUUCAACAACAACAUCAACAACAACAACAUCAACAACAACAGCAGCAGCAACAACAACAGCAAUGAUCAUAAUCAAGACGUGAAUAACGGGUUUUUGUUUAGCGGCGAAGUCGACGAGUAUUUGGAUCUUGUUGAUUGUAACUCUUGUGGUGGUGGUGAAAACACUUUCACCACCAAUAAUUCUCAUCAUGAUCAUGAAUAUAGUCAACAGCAGCAACAACAACAUCAACAAGAUCAUUAUGGUGUUCCUCAAAAGAGCUAUGUUGGAGAUAGUGUUGUUCCUGUUCAACAGCAACAUGUACAGAAUUUUCAACUUGGGUUGGAGUUUGAAUCUUCCAAAGCUGGAUUCAGUUACAAUGGUGGUGGUUCAAUUAGUCAAAGUGUUUCAGUUUCAUCAAUGGAUGUUGGUGUUGUCCCAGAAUCAACACUAAAAGAUGCCACAACAAUGUCUUAUUCAAGACCUCCAAAAGGAACAAUUGACCUAUUUUCAGCUCCUCCUAUUCAAAUGACUUCUCAUUUCUCUCCAAUGGACAGAGAAGCAAGAGUCCUAAGGUACCUUGAGAAAAAGAAAACACGUAAAUUCGAAAAAACAAUCCGGUACGCCUCGAGGAAAGCCUACGCAGAAACUCGACCGCGUAUCAAAGGUCGGUUCGCGAAACGGACCGACGUAGAAGCCGAAGUUGAUCAAAUGUUUUCCACAACCCUAAUUACCGAUGUUGGAUACGGAAUAGUCCCCUCUUACGUAUAAUGUUAAACAAAAUGACCAGAAGACUAAGUGCGUGUUCGGACUUAUCGGAGUUCGCCAGAAUCAUGCAAUCACUAUGGUUUAGUUAAACAUUACCAACAAAAAUUUCUAGCACUUAUGUUUUAUUAUUAUAUAAGUUUUUCCUAUUAAUACUGUAUUUAUUUUUGCAUAUAAUCUAAUUAUUUGCACUUGCAAUAAUUAGAUAUAUAUGUUUUAAUAGCUUGUUUAAUGUAUUUUUUAUGAGACUGCUAUUUGUAAAUAAAUUCCUUAUAUUAUCUUAAGUUAUUAAAUUCUUGUCAAUGUAUCAUUUGAAAAAAUUGUAAUUUUUCUUCAUUUGUAUUGUGGUGUGUAAUUUCUAUAAUAAAUAAAUAUUGAUACAAUAUAAA
Vicia villosa (hairy vetch) is the source of this 1755-nucleotide messenger RNA. RefSeq names its product zinc finger protein CONSTANS-LIKE 2. Gene Ontology annotation, molecular function: zinc ion binding; protein binding. NCBI's taxonomy places the organism in Eukaryota, Viridiplantae, Streptophyta, Magnoliopsida, Fabales, Fabaceae. The transcript is spliced from 2 exons. Gene Ontology annotation, biological process: regulation of flower development. The record is from RefSeq and is a predicted model, not a curated record. Bases 119 to 1372 code for a protein of 417 amino acids. Gene Ontology annotation, cellular component: nucleus.